Molecule: messenger RNA, 1857 nt
Organism: Entrophospora sp. SA101
Lineage: Eukaryota; Fungi; Glomeromycota; Glomeromycetes; Entrophosporales; Entrophosporaceae
Source: the annotation of a GenBank genome assembly
AUGAACUUGGAACUCAUAAAAAUACGGUUUUGUCCAGAAUGUAGCCAACGAAUAAAUAGCAACUGGUGUGAAUAUUGUGAACCGAUACAGUUUAAAGAAAAUUUUGAUAAUUGGACUAGCGAGGAUACGGAAAUUGAUAGAUUUAUACAAGGAACUCAAUUGAGUGCAAAAAAUUGUACCGAUUAUUUAGAAUGGAUACCAUUUGAAUCUUUUAUCGGGAUUGAUAAAUAUGACGAAGCAGAAACGGGUAUUGUUUAUGCUGCAAAUUGGAAAAAAGGACCUAAAGAUUCCUGGGAUGAAAUUGAAAGGAAGUUCAUUCGAAAACGUGACUUAACCAAAGUUGCAUUAAUAUCCUACGGAAACAAUGCAUAUGCUUUCCUUAAAGAGUCGAUAACAGGGAAUUAUAUGAUGGUAGCCGAAACAGUGGAAUGGGAUGUAAGACAUUAUACUUCACAUCAUUUUUCACAUCUUACUUGGUCAAGAAAAUUGGGAAUCUUAUACUCGAUAGCAUCAACCAUCGAAUCAUUUCAAAACGAUGACCAAAUGAUGGUAUGUAAAGGCACUCACGGUAAUGGACAAAUUUAUAAAUCACAUAUUGAAAUACCCACCAACGAAUUAGGUCUAGGAACUUCCAAGGAACCAAUUCCUACCAAUUCAAAAUCAUUGUUGAAAUCGAUAAUCCAUUCAAACUUGAGACCUACAAUUAGUGAAAACAACAGUUACAUGAUGCCUGAAUGUUACAUUGACUUGAUGAAGAAGUGUUGGUCAUCAGAUCCAAAGUUACGUCCAACAUUUCGUGAAUUGGUAAGCGUUCUUGAAAACUGGCAUUUAUAUAAAAAAGAUUCGGAAGCAUUUGAGAAGUCGGAAAAAAUAAGAAUAAAAAUACUGAAACAUAAAGGAUACGAUACAACUCCAGACAAAUUGGUUGAACCAACAAAAGUACAUCCACAAGCAAUUUAUGCUAGCAGAAAAUUAAAAUUUCCAAUCUUGCACAAAUCGUUACCAGGUCAUUCGAAUGCUGCAGCAGGAGGAGAAGAAAAUCAUCAACAACCAAAAACGAUAGAUUUAGAAUCAUUGUUAAUACGCGACCAAAGUAACCUUCAUCAGUACUUUUAUCAUAGGGAUGAUAUACCAUCUUGGCUUUAUCGAUUGAGUUUAAAAUAUGGAGGUGUAUUUGAAAUGUAUUUCGGGCCCAACAAGCAAUUGAUGAUCAAUGAUUCUCGGGUGGUUGAACGAGUGAUGAGUCCAGCAAAGGAUGGCAACUACUUUAUGCGUUUUAAGACCAAAAUAGGAUUAGAUGAGUUAGAUAUGGGCAGCAAUGGGACGUUAUUUAAUGUGGAUUUCAAUUCUUGGUCUCAUAUCAGGAAAAUUAUCUUUAGGAUUAUAUCGUCACCCAAUGCUUUAAGAUUUUCUGAAAAGUUAGCCAAUGAUAUUUUUCAGGAUUUAGAGAAGUUGUGGGAUAGUUUAAUUGAAAAACAAGGUCAAAUUUGUCAUAAAAAGCAAAAAAAAUCGGUGACGAUUGAUUUUAUGCCUUGGACGAAAAUAAUUUUCGCAGAAUCUAUAAUGUUGAUGACAACCAGCCGAAAACCCAAUUUAUUGUCAUCGUACUACAACAGAAUCACAAAUAAAAAUCUUGAUGGCAAUAUUAAAAGAGAUUCAAAUGAAGAAUUUUUGGAGCGUUUUGUUAUCGCAUCUGAUUGUGUACAAUAUUAUCUGUUAGUUCCACCAUUAAUUCGUAAUCUUCCAAUCGUAAACACUUAUACAAAAUAUUUAAGCCUUCAACAAGGUUCAACAUCAAUAUACAAAGUAAGGAAUUGCAAAUCAGAAUCAGCACGAGGAAAUAAACAUGAACAUUGA